AUGGCUCACACAACAAUGGAUACGGGUUUGGUUUUGGUGGUGAUUGCCAUGCUGUGUGCAGGAGCUGCAGCUCAAACGAGUUGCACAAAUGUGAUAGUGAGCCUGUCACCGUGUCUCAAUUAUAUCACUGGGAAUUCUUCAACUCCAUCCCAAGGAUGCUGCUCACAGCUUUCCAGUGUGGUUCGCUCACAACCACAAUGCCUUUGCCAGGUUCUUAGUGGUGGUGGAUCAUCAUUGGGGAUCAACAUCAACCAAACUCAAGCUCUGGCCUUGCCACGUGCUUGCCAGGUGCAGACACCACCCACCAGUCAGUGUAACAAUGGAGCUGCUUCACCACCAACAGGAGCAGUAGCUGAAUCUCCAAAUUCUGUUCCAUCAGGAGGCGGAUCCAAAACCCUACCCACAACUGAUGACGGCUCUUCCGCCGGGAAUUCCAUCAAGUUAUCAAUUCCUCUGAUACUUAUUUUGGCAGCAACUUAUGUCUCAACUUUCACAACAUACUGAUCCUAUAAUCAGUUAUUUGCCAUUUGUUAUUUUUUUGCUUGUUUGGCAAUUGUCCUUUUUUUUCAAUCUUUCACUAUUAUUGAGUCUCCUUAGGUUGAAGGGUGUUCAAUCUAUUCAUUCGUGACCCUACUGGGUUACAUGGUUUUGUAUAAGGAGAGAUAUUUGCUCCCUGUCCAUUAUCAAUAAAGAUGGUUUGUAACUA
This is a messenger RNA of Vigna angularis (adzuki bean), 706 nucleotides long. Its product is annotated as non-specific lipid transfer protein GPI-anchored 5. The transcript has 3 exons. The record is from RefSeq and is a predicted model, not a curated record. Lineage: Eukaryota; Viridiplantae; Streptophyta; Magnoliopsida; Fabales; Fabaceae. The coding region runs from base 1 to 504 and encodes 167 amino acids. Gene Ontology annotation, molecular function: lipid binding. Gene Ontology annotation, biological process: lipid transport.